Molecule: messenger RNA, 1959 nt
Organism: Limulus polyphemus (Atlantic horseshoe crab)
Lineage: Eukaryota; Metazoa; Arthropoda; Merostomata; Xiphosura; Limulidae
Product: WD repeat-containing protein 76-like
Exons: 14
Coding region: 362-1912 (516 amino acids)
Biological process (GO): regulation of DNA damage checkpoint
Cellular component (GO): nucleus
Molecular function (GO): protein binding; DNA binding
Source: RefSeq, a predicted model, not a curated record
UUGUGGGGAAAAUGCUCAUAGUCACAUUAUAUGUGUUUGUACUUUUUAUUAUUACUGAUAAGCUUGUACUUUUGUAUGGAUAAGUUGAUUUUUUAAUUUAAGAAUUGUGGGUGAUAUAAUAUAAAGCAAAGAAAUUGUAUCUGGGACUUUAUAUUCAUUAUAGUUCCUUUUAAAUUAUAGUUAUUAACCAAAUCAAUAUUUGCCAGCACUAGUCUACAGUGUCGCAAACCCGAAUCACUCGCACGAGUCACAGUCAUUCUGCAUCAAGUUUCAACACCAAAUUCAGAAAUUGUUCUAAAUGUGUUGAUAAUAUGUUUUCCUGAAUUGCGAGUAGCAGUUUUGAUUAUUUUGGUAUCCAAGUAUGGCUAAAUACCAAAAACGAGGGUCAAAUUCUAUGAGCUCAAAGGUGUCUCAAACUUCAGACUUCAAAAGUUUAGCUGGUAAAAGAAGUAAAGUAUGGUCUCCUGACAAUGGAACAGUUGUUUCCAAAAAAAUUAAGAAAGAAAAACAGAAGGAAGAUGAUUAUGAAAAAAUGAGACAGAAAAAUAUUGCCGAAAAAAUGGCCUUAUUACAGUCACUGGAUAUCUUGAAGGCAAAGCAGGAGUUAGCAGAAGUUUCUGGCAGAAAAAAACAAACUAAAUCGUCUAAAGGACUCAAAUUGACAGCAGUGAAAGAACCCGUUCCUUUACGACCUCGAAGUCUGCGUCUUCAGAAGCGAGAUCCAGAAGGAUUAAUCAUUUCUGAACCUUCAGUUCCACGAUUUGUGGAUUCUAUUGUACAAAAUGUCCAAAAAUCUCAUGAAACAUUAGAUUUCAAAGAUGUUUGCAAAAACAGUGAUGAAAAUGGGCUUGAAGAAUUCAUGUUUGAUAUGAAGAAUAUUUCAAAAGAAAAGGCCGUAAACUUUUCCAACAGAAGUCUGAAAAAAUAUGUAAAGAAGUUUAGCAAGAUGAAGAUAAAUUCAGAUCAAGUAGCAAAAGUAACUCCUGACAGAAUAUUUUCUGUUGCCAUACAUCCUACAACAACAAAAACCCUUGUAAUUGCAGGUAGUAAGUGGGGUCACAUUGGCUUCUGGGAUUUGAAAUCUCAAACAGGGAAUGAUGGAGUAUUUUUGUUUGAGCCUCAUUGCCGUCCUGUAAACUGUAUAAAAGUUAGUGGAGAUAAUCAUGAAAAACUUUAUUCAAGCAGCUAUGAUGGAACAAUUAGGUGUGGAGAUUUAGUGAAGUGUGUAUUUGAUGAGGUUUAUUACACACCAGAGAAAAAAGAUGAUGCAUGCUUUUAUUUUGAUUUUUUGUCACCUCAAGUUUUAAUUAUAACACAAGGUGAAGGAAGGCUCAGUAUUGUUGAUACUCGAACAGGAAAGAAAGAGCCAGACAGGUUGUUCCAGCUAUGUUAUCGGAGAAUGAAAACUGUCAGUGUUCACCCAUUAAAAAGGGACUAUUUUGUUACAGCCUGCAGUGAUGGUAAAGCUUCUUUGUGGGACCUAAAGAAUAUGCAGAGGAAACCACAAUCUGUUGCAGAUUUACCCCAUGAAAAGUCUGUGAGUUCAGCAUUUUUUUCUCCGGUGACAGGAAAUUACAUUCUUACAACUUCUUUUGAUAACAAAUUGAGGGUGUUUGAUUCUACUGAGCUGAAUGAAGACAUCAAAGUGAAAAAGACAUAUAGACACAACAACCAGACAGGCCGUUGGUUGACACCAUUUCAAGCCAUUUGGUUACCUAACAAUGAAGAAGGAUUUGUUGUUGGUUCUAUGAAACAUCCUCGCCAGAUUGAAGUGUUUGAUGUGAAUGGUGACUGUGCAUACACUUUUAUGGGAGAAAGUCUUGGGUCUGUUUGUUCCAUCAAUGCCUUUCACCCUACAGAACUUGUCUUAGCUGGAGGCAAUUCAAGUGGCAGAGUUCAUGUAUUUAUGUGAUACUGAAAUGGUUUGAGAUAUACUUGAAUAAACAAAUUUAUAAUGGG